This is a messenger RNA of Fusarium sp. VM40, 1794 nucleotides long. NCBI's taxonomy places the organism in Eukaryota, Fungi, Ascomycota, Sordariomycetes, Hypocreales, Nectriaceae. The record is from the annotation of a GenBank genome assembly.
AUGAAGUCUGCAAGCAGGCUAUUCUAUCUUUCUGUGUUCGCCCUCUGGGCUGCACCAGGAUCUUGCGAGAGUCCUGAAGAAUGUCCUAUCUCACCCAAGUCCAUCGUUGGCGAUGCCUGCGCAUCGUAUGCGACUCUCGACAGACUCAACUCCCUGACCAAACCCGCCGUCGACGACCUCACCCACAACACCGACUUUUUCUCACACUACCGAGUAAACCUCUUCCACAAGAAGUGUCCUUUCUGGAAUGACGAAAAUGGCAUGUGUGGAAACAUUGGGUGUGCAGUUGAAACGCUGGACAACGAGGAAGACAUCCCCGAGAUCUGGCGCGCACACCAGCUUGGUAAGCUCGAGGGCCCUCGUGCUAAGCAUCCCGGCAAGAAAGCCCAGCGCCAGCACCCCCAGCGACCUCUCGGUGGUCUCCUUGGCGAGAACGUGGGUGAGAGCUGUGUGUUUGAGUACGACGACGAAUGCGACGAGCGAGACUACUGUGUUCCCGAGGAUGAGAGCGCCAGCUCGAAGGGCGAUUAUGUGAGCUUGGUCAGAAAUCCCGAACGAUUCACAGGAUACGCAGGUGAUGGAGCGAAGCAGGUCUGGGACGCCGUCUACCGUGAAAAUUGUUUCCAGAAGAGUUCAUUCCCUAAGUCUGCCGAUCUCGGCCUCUCUGGCUGGCAACACGGUCCUGCCGCUCAAGACUUUAAACAGAUUCUUGACGCAGCUGGUCGCCAGGCUCAACUGGAGGAGCGUCGCCAGGAGAACCCCAACACUCCUUUUGUCGCCAAUACCGGUUUCGAAGUCGAUGAUCAGUGCCUUGAGAAGCGUGUGUUCUACCGUGUCAUGUCGGGAAUGCACGCCAGUAUCAGCACUCACUUGUGCUGGGACUUCCUCAACCAGACUACUGGCGAGUGGCACCCGAAUCUGUCGUGCUACGAACAUCGUCUGCACAAAUUCCCCGAUCGCAUUGGAAACGUCUACUUCAACUACGCCCUCAUGACCCGUGCCAUUGCCAAACUCGGUCCUUAUCUGCAAAAGCAAGAGUACAAGUUCUGCAUGGGCGAUACUUCUGAGGAUGAAGCUACCCGCGCCAAGGUUCUCGAGGUUACCGAGAAAGCUGCCAGUGUUCCUCAAAUCUUCGAUGAGAGCCUCAUGUUCGCUAACGGCGAGGGCCCAUCCUUGAAGGAGGACUUCCGUAACCGCUUCCGGAACGUCAGCCGCCUCAUGGAUUGUGUCGGCUGCGACAAGUGCCGUCUAUGGGGCAAGCUUCAAACCGUUGGCUACGGAACCGCCCUCAAGGUUCUUUUCGAGCUCGAUAACAACAAUGAGGAUGUUCCUCAUCUCCAGCGCACCGAACUGGUCGCUCUCUUCAACACCUAUGCUCGCAUCAGCAGCUCUCUCCACAACAUUGGCACCUUCCGUCAGAUGAUGGAGGAGAAGCUUGCGGGUGAGGAGCUUGGGGAGGUCCACGAGAAGGAUGAGCUCAAUUCCCAGUUUGAGGCUGAGGCCGCCAAGAAUGACCAGAUGGACGACGCCGUAAGGGAUUUCAUCGCGCUGCGACAGAGAGGUCCCAAAGGAGAUGGUAUAAUCGCUCGUUUUGGGUUCGAAAUUGCCCAAUUCAAUGGUGCAAUGCGCAUUAUUCUUGGAGGCUGGCUCCGCACCCCGAAGGCACUUUGGAGCAUCUUUUCAUACGAAGUCCAUCGUCUAUACCGAGUCUGGGUCGGUCUCCCCGUUAACAAGCGCUGGUGGAAGCUCCAGCUCCCCAAUCUCAACGUAGAGUUGAACCGAGACGAGCUAUAA